Molecule: messenger RNA, 1293 nt
Organism: Aphis gossypii (cotton aphid)
Lineage: Eukaryota; Metazoa; Arthropoda; Insecta; Hemiptera; Aphididae
Product: inactive hydroxysteroid dehydrogenase-like protein 1
Exons: 6
Coding region: 294-1172 (292 amino acids)
Cellular component (GO): endoplasmic reticulum
Molecular function (GO): oxidoreductase activity
Source: RefSeq, a predicted model, not a curated record
GACUGCCGUUGCCGCCGACGUUCAAACAGCUCGGGACCGUCGGCUCGAUCGUUUGGCCAAACGCGAUUUCCUUCACGACACGCUCAAUUUCUUCUCGCUCGUAGGCCAUUUCCGAGAACGUUGUUUGGCUUUUUUUUUCCUAAACCCCGUCCGAAAAAAACGUCAAAACGGCGUCCAUCAUAUUCACACAGGUGUUUGACUCGGAAGACUCGUUGACCGGACCCAUCGUACUCGGGUUCGCCGUCAUCGGGUUCUUGGCCGUGUUGUUCCUGAUAUGCGACGUACUACUCGAGAUGGCAAAGGGAUGCGCGGCACAUCUAUUGCCACUGGUGAUGCCCGACCGGACUCCGCUGAGCGUCAAGUACGGAAAAUGGGCAGUGGUCACUGGAUCUACAGACGGCAUUGGAAAAGAAUACGCCAAGGAAUUAGCCAAACGAGGACUCAAUAUUGUAUUGAUUAGCAGGUCAAUUGAUAAAUUGAAUAAAAUUGCUUCGGAGAUAGAACAAGAGUUCAAUGUCGAAGUUAAAGUUAUACAAGCCGAUUUUAGCAAAGGACAGAUCGUGUUCGAUCACAUCACCAAAGAAUUAGAGAACAUUGAAAUCGGAAUAUUAAUAAACAACGUUGGUAUGCAAUACUUAUAUCCAAUGUACAUUACCGAAGUACCGGAAUCGACCGUAUGGGACUUGGUGAAUGUUAACGUUGGUGCUACCACACAUAUGACAAAAGUCGUGUUGCCGGGCAUGCAAAAACGGAAACGGGGAGCCAUCGUAAACGUGUCGUCCAGUGCAGAAUUGCAGCCCAUGCCACUGUUGGCCGUGUACGCAGCAACCAAGUCAUACAUAAAAAGCUUUACGGAAGCACUUCGCAUCGAGUACGAAGAAGACAAUAUAACGGUGCAACAUCUUUUCCCGUUGUUCGUUAACACAAAAAUGAACGCUUUCAGCUACAAAUUACAAGAGACGACUUUAUUCGUACCCGAUGCAAAGAUGUAUGCCACGAACGCCGUCAACACAUUGGGUAUGGUGGACCACUCGACCGGCUACUGGGCCCACGGUAUUCAGCAUUUCUUUAUGAGACUGCCACCAAUAUGGAUUAGAACUUUGAUUGGAGAAUUUAUGACUCAUUCCUUUAGAAGUGACUAUUUUUCUAAAAAAGGUUUUAAAGUAGAAUAAUUUUACAAGAAUUUAUACUUGUGUUACAUAAGUGUUAUCUAUAAAAAAAAAAGUAUAUUAUAUUAUAACACUUAUAAAUUGAUAGAUUUUAUUAUUAAUUAAAUUGUCUUACAUACUAUUA